Leptopilina boulardi is the source of this 2374-nucleotide messenger RNA. Its product is annotated as coiled-coil domain-containing protein 102A. The transcript has 6 exons. The coding region runs from base 23 to 1702 and encodes 559 amino acids. The record is from RefSeq and is a predicted model, not a curated record. Lineage: Eukaryota; Metazoa; Arthropoda; Insecta; Hymenoptera; Figitidae.
AUAUACAAUUUAUAUAUUUAUCAUGGCACAAUCCUCAGCAAGUGGAACUUCUUCGAGGAGAAUCAUUCGCGAUAAUGAUGUCUGUCCCUCUGGAACAACUCGUUACACUGAUAGUGACUGGGAAACAAAAGAGGCCUUGCGACAGAGAGAAUUGGAGGAAGCACGAGCGAGAGCGGCACAAAUGGAAAAAACAAUGAGAUGGUGGUCAGAUUGUACAGCAAAUUGGCGUGAAAAAUGGAGCAAAGUUCGCAAUGAACGUAAUAAAUCACGAGAAGAGGCAAAAGUAUUAAGAACAAAAUUAGAAAUUGCAAUAAAAGAUGCAAAUACAUAUAAACAUGAAGCGCAAGAUAUGGAAAUGCAAAAUGAACAAUUAAAAAAAGAAAUGGAUAAAAUACAUAUGAUAUUAUUAAAACACGCUGGUAAAUUUGAUCAACAAAUUGUUUCAAUUUUAGAAUCAGAUCCACAAUUAAGAAAUGCAUUGGGUAUCGAUGAAUUAUUAGAGGUUUACAAUAAUGUUGAACAAAGUGAUAAUUCAACAUCAAUUGAAAAUAAAGAAUAUAUUAUUCAUAGUCCAACAAUUGAUUUAGAUUCAAAUAAUGCUGAAAAUCAUAAUUCAUCGUCUGAUCGUGAUAUUGAGGAAUAUGUAUUGCAAGGUGCUGUUCCAAAACAUGCUGUUGAAUUAUAUAAAGAGAGUUCAAUGGUUUCAUUGGAUAGAGAUAUUGCAAAAUUAGUUGCCGAAGCGUCAACAACACAAAAUGAUAAAUUAAAUAAACGUCAAUCAUCAUUGGAAAUACGAAAUGAGGAAUAUCUUUUACAAAAAAUGUCUAUGCUUCAAUUGCGAUUGGAAGAAGCAACUAAAACAAUUGCCGCCGAAAGAGAAGAAAAAUCAUCUCUACAUCGUGGUAUGGAAAAAUUAAAAUCCGAAGUAGCGGCUUUAAGGGAAUUACAAGACAGUAGAACAGAAGCAAUUAAAGAGCUUUUAGAAUUGAAAGAAAAAUUUCAAGGUGAACUUAAUGCAGCACAAGCUGAUUUAAUAGACGAAGCUUCUAAUCGAGAGGGCAUGGAUCGUCGUCUCUCGGAACUUCGAACUGAGCUGGAGAGAUUACAAGUGGAAAAUGCCGCUGAAUGGGGAAAACGUGAGCGUUUAGAAACAGAAAAAAUUUGUUUAGAACGAGAAAAUAAACAGUUACGAGGUGAAAUGCGCGAUUUACAGGAAAAAGUUGAUUCACGAAGAACGCGACCUGUUUCAACGUCCGACGCUGACGGAAGAAUUUUACAACAAGAACUGUUAGACAGAAAUAAGGAAUUAGUUGAAUUGAAGCACGCUUAUUCGAAGAUGAAAAAAAUGUUUGGUGACAAAACUAUGGAAUUGUCGCACGCAAUUAGAAGAUCAGAGCAAUAUGAAGCGGAAGUGAAAAGAGUUCGUUCGAGAGUUGAGGAAUUAAAGAAGGAAUUGGCUUCUGCACAAGAUGAUAUGGACGUGGCUACAAAUAAUGUUCGAAAGUUACAAAGAACAAAUGAAUGUCUUGUGGAGCAAUUUGAAGCAGCGAAUAUUCAACUAGAACAUUUCAAAAAUAGAGUCUCAUUGAACAACUCUGAAAAUUGUGCACCUGAUAUAGUAACAGAGAUAAAAGAUGACAAAAGACGCGAAGAAGAGAAUGAAGAAUCAAGAGAAAUUUCGCCAGUUUGGCGAGAUAUUUAAAAAAAAGCAAAUAUUUGUAAAAUACGUACCUGGACUAUUAUUCUUCGAAUCAAAUAGAAAUUUAAAAAAAAUUAUAUUUAAGGCAAAACGGAAAAAAAGACACUCCUUACUAAAAGAAAAACAGUUUAAAAAUAUAAACUGUAAAUUGAAAUUAAUUAAGAAAAAAUUGUAUAUAAAAUAGUAAGUAGAAAAUAGUUAUUAUAUAGGUGUCGUUUUAGACAUUCGUCGGAGAUUAUUAACAAAAUAAGAUUCUAAAAUUAACUGAAAAAAAAAAUGACUGAAAAAAAUCGUGUCAAAACGUCAUGAGCAAAAUACUCCUGUUAUGUAUUUAUUUUUUUAUAUUUUUUUGUUAAACUUUUUUACAAGGCAUAUUUUUAUUUUUUACAUUCCUUUUGUAGCCUUUUUUUUUUAAAUCGAAUUAUAAAUUUUUAAUAUUUGCAAUUUAUAUUUUUCUUUUGCUACAAUUUUAUCUGCCACGAAAAAGAAAGGAAAAAAUUUCCUCUAUUUUUAACUGUAAAUUCCUCUCGUCAAUAAUAAUGCGUAUUUUAAUACGCAGCCUCAAAAUACCUCGAGAUUACACUCUUUAAUGAGCAAUUAAUUCUUUUUUUUUAAAUUAUUUUAUCCAUCAAACUAGAGUGUAUGAAGAAAAAUAAAUAAACCGUAUAUAUUGAA